CCGUAGCGGGAAGCGCGGCGCUGGGCCCGGGCAUGGCGGCGGCCGGCGCGGGGGGCGGGAAGGCUCCGGGCCGCCUGCUGAGGACUUCAAGGAUUCUGGACCACUGUUACUGAAAUGAUACUACAGAAGGCAGCAAUUGCAUUGUGUUUGUUGGAUGAAACCCGAGUAUUUGCUGUCAGUGAAGUGGGUGAAACCCCUAGCUGCAGUUUACAUGUGUAGGUCACUGCGCUACUGUGUUAGCCACUGUCUCUAUGCGGCAAUGACAAGGCUAGAAGAAGCAAACAGAGAAGUGAACAUGCACUCAUCUGUCAGAUACCUUGGCUAUCUUGCCCGAAUCAACCUGCUGGUUGCCAUUUGCAUGGGCCUUUAUGUCAGGUGGGAAAAAACUGCAGAUGCACUGAUUUUGGUAAUAUUUAUUCUGGGGCUCUUUGUUCUUGGAAUUGCCAGCAUACUGUACUACUAUUUUUCAAUGGAAACAGCAAGUUUGAGUCUCUCCAAUCUUUGGUUUGGUUUUUUGCUUGGCCUUCUCUGUUUUCUCAAUAAUACUGCCUUCAAAAUGGAUGUGAAAGAAGAAGCUACAAAAUAUUUGCUUCUCUCUGCCAUUGUUUUAAGGAUAUUAUGUGCUUUAGUUGAAAGGAUUUGUGGUUGUGUCCAUCAUCGACCAACUCUGCUGACAACAGUUGAGUUUUUGGAGCUAGUUGGAUUUGCAAUUGCCAGCACAACUAUGCUGGUAGAAAAAUCUGUAAGUAUUAUUCUGUUGGUCUUGGCUUUGGCCAUGUUGAUUAUUGACUUACGUAUGAAGUCUUUUUUGGCAAUUCCAAAUUUGGCAAUUUUUGGAGCCAUUGCAUCCCUACUCUUUUUUCCAUCACUGCAAAUCCCCACAAACCCUUUUGCCUUGGCGUGUUUCUUCAGCUGCCUCAUUUCAGAUCCCCUUCUCGACGUUUACUUCAGUGGACUUUCGGUUACUGAGCGGUGGAAGCCGUACCUGUACCGUGGUAAAAUCUGCAGGCGGCUUUCUGUCAUCUCAGUUGGAGUCAUUGAACUAAUCUUUUUCAUUCUUGCAGCCUUUAAACUACGGGAUUUGGACCUCUGGUAUUUUGUGAUACCUGGUUUUUCUAUUUUUGGAAUUUUCUGGAUGAUCUGUCAUGUGAUUUUUUUUAUAACUCUUUGGGGAUUUCACACAAAACUCAAUGACUGCCACAAGGUGUACUAUACUCACCGAGCAGAAAACAACAGCCUGGACAGAGUCAUGGCAUCUAAAGGAAUGCGUCACUUCUGUUUGAUCUCAGAGCAGCUGGUAUUUUUCAGCCUUGUUGCGACUGCUGUUUUGGGAGCAGUCUCUUGGCAGCCGACCAAUGGGAUCUUCAUGAGUGCAUUUCUGAUUGUUCUGCCUUUGGAGUCCAUGGCUCAUGGGCUUUUCCAUGAGCUGGGAAACUGCUUGGGAGGAACGUGUGUCGGGUAUGCUGUUGUGAUUCCCACCAACUUUUGCAGUCCUGAUGGCCAACCAACUCUUCUUCCACCUGACCAUGUCCAAGAGUUAAAUCUGAGGUCUACUGGCAUGCUUAAUGCCAUCCAAAGAUUUUUUGCUUAUCACAUGAUUGAGACAUAUGGUUGUGACUACUCUACGAGCGGGCUGACCUUUGAUACCCUUCACUCCAAGAUCAAGUCUUUUCUUGAGCUUCGGACUGCAGAUGGACCCAGACACGAUACCUACAUUCUGUACUACAGCGGGCACUCACACAGCACUGGUGAAUGGGCACUGGCAGGGGGUGAUGCUUUACGACUUGACACGCUGUUGGAGUGGUGGAGAGAAAAGAACGGCACUUUUUGUUCUCGGCUGAUCAUUGUUUUAGACUGUGAGAACUCUCAGCCUUGGGUUAAAGAAGUAAGGAAAGUAAAUGACCAGUAUGUUGCUGUGCAAGGAGCAGAAAUGGCCAGAGUUGUAGAUGUUGAGGAAGCAGACCCUCCACAGCUUGGUGACUUCACCCGGCAGUGGGUUGAGUACAACUGUAACCCUGACAGCAACAUCAGCUGGUCUGAAAAGGGUCGCACGGUGAAAGCCAUGUAUGGAGUGUCAAAGCGCUGGAGCGACUACACUUUGCAUUUGCCAACGGGAAGCGAUUUUGCCAAACACUGGAUGAUGUACUUCCCACGCAUCACCUAUCCAUUGGUACAUUUGGCAAACUGGUUUUGUGGUCUCAAUCUAUUCUGGGUCUGUAAAGCGUGCUUUAGGUGCUUGAAAAGAUUGAAAAUGAGUUGGUUUCUUCCCACAGUGCUGGAUACAGGACAGGGCUUCAAACUCGUCAAAUCCUAAUCAGCAACCAAAGAGAAAAUGAAGUGAGAGCUUUGUGAACUUUCUCACUGUACCAUACUUUAAAUUUUUUCUAUGACUAUUUUUCUCUAAAAAGUCUGCUCUACUCACUUUAUUCAGCUUUUUGAGCAGCUACAGUAUAUGCAACAGUUAGAAAUUGCAAUCUUAAACAGAAGAGGGUAGAACUAUGAUAUUUUGAAUUUUGUUACAUGUACAUAUGUAAGAGACCUAUUUAAUAUGACCAUGCAUUUUGGAGACAGGUCCCAUGUUCAUAUGUCUCACUUAAGCAGCCUUUGUUUAGAGACACCAGUUUGAUGGACAGGAGUUCCUGUGAAUGUUACACGAUGCUUAUCUGUUGUUUAUGUUCACUAUACAAUUUAAAUACAGGAAAGGAACCAAGCUAAUAUUCCAAUCAAUUUACGUGUGCUUGAAAUUAUGUGGUGGGAUCACUGAGCCAAAAAAAAAAAACCCAGAAUAAAUAGCUACUGUAUGUAAGUAGCUACCAAAAAGCUUUAGUUUUAUUUGCUUUUACAUCUCGUGCCCUGCCUCAGUUCUCUACUGCCAUCAGUGGAAAUUUGCCGUGGAAAACAAGGAAAUUAGACAAUCCUCUAAUGCUCUGAUACUUCUCAGAUAGUGUGUUUUGAAAUGAGUUUUAAAAAUAUUCAGUGUUACUUUCAUUAAAUGUCUUGCUGGUGAUCUUUGAGCAUACAUUCCCAGAAGUUAAUUUAUAUAUGGAAUAAAAACUGCAGUGAACAUUUUUCCCUCAGGUGAUCUGAGGGAAAUCCCUUAGCUGAUUCUGAAUUUUCCAGGCUCUUACUAGUUUGUAUUUUGAAAAGCUACUCUGAAGAAAACAAAGCAAAACAAAACCCAAAGAAUUUAACAAAGAAAAGAAUCCUUAGAUAAAAAAUGGGAAUACAAGUAUUGCCUUGCUUCCAUGUUUAUCUGAAGUCUUUGGUGUGCCUAAGAUCUUGAUUCUGUGAAGUUCUGAGUACAGAGCUGGACCAGUGAGUUCAUUAUCUAUUAAAACCAAAAGCCAAGUUUGAAUGGAUUAUUACCUUAGAGGAAGAGGGAAUCGUCAGUAUUCCUUAAGUCUUUUCUCCCACCCACAAGGUCCUGAUUUUAAUCCUUCCAGAGCUGGAUGGGACUCUAGAAAUCCUUUCCUUCAGUCAUAAAAGCUACAUAGCUUUCUUUAUGCCAUUUUCUGCCAUUUUCUCAAGUACAGAAAAUUAGGGGUGGAACAAGUAAGUGGCUAAGACAGUACAAUUUGUGGUGGUUUAUUUGCAUAUGUGUGUGUGCAAUUCAGUAGACAUACAGUUUACUUUUUUCUGUUACCAUCAGUAUUUUAAUAAAAGUCUUAGGGAGUAGCUGA
Messenger RNA from Motacilla alba alba, 3680 nucleotides. It is a transcript of the gene TMEM168, whose product is annotated as transmembrane protein 168. Bases 155 to 2314 code for a protein of 719 amino acids. The transcript is spliced from 5 exons. The record is from RefSeq and is a predicted model, not a curated record. NCBI's taxonomy places the organism in Eukaryota, Metazoa, Chordata, Aves, Passeriformes, Motacillidae.